AUGGAGCUGAGGAUGAAGAGGAAGAGCCAUUCGGAGAGCGACGAAGGCCCUCCCCGAAAACGCUCAAAAAAAAGAAAGCAGGCCACUGCCAAGAGGAUUUCCCCGGUGACCCCUGGAGUGUGUAGUCCCCGGGCAGCGCAGGGCAGUCUCCCUGAAGGGGAAGACUCGUGCCACAGACGGGUGACGAAAACCAGGGCUUCACCUGGAAGGAAACCGACAUGGCAGAAGGCAAGAGAGUGCCACCCACCGGCCCAAAGUGACCAGCCGGGCCGGUCGGUCCAGAGUUCAAAGAGGAAGAGGGACGCCUCUUCCCUGGACGCGGAGGACCUCAACGCGGCCAAGAAGAGCCGUGCCAGCGUUGCCUCAACAUCAUGUUCCUGGGGGACGCCGCUGGCCAAGCUCUGGGAAAUAUGCCACAAGCUUUUGGGGUGCUUGCAGGCACCGUUUUUUGGCAAAGCCGGGUUCUCCUCGCUCUACAAUGUGGGCAAGAUGCUGGGACAAGGAGGCUUUGGGUCCGUCUAUGAAGGGACACGGAAGCAGGAUGGAAAAAAUGUGGCCCUGAAGUUCAUCCUUAAAGCUCAUGACGAUGAAUACCUAACAUUGCCCGAAACGUCCCACACACUGCCCCUGGAGGUGGCCCUGCAUCUGCUUGUGUCCCAGCCCCCGGCGUGUGACCACGUCGUGGGGCUUUUGGAUUGGUUCGACCAGCCCGACCAGAUCAUCCUGGUCAUGGAGCAUCCCGCGCCGUGCACAGACGUGUACGACUACAUGUGCAACGUCGCGGACGGGGCCCUCAGUGAGGACACGGCGAGGGGCAUCAUGCGGCAGGCGGUGCUGGCCUGCCGUCACUGCCGAGACCGCGGCGUCCUGCACCGGGACGUCAAAGGGGAGAACCUGCUCCUUCAAACCGACACUCUCCAGGUCAAACUGAUCGACUUCGGCUGCGGCGACCUGCUGAAGGAGGAGCCGUACCACGAGUACUCUGGCACCGUGGAUUACUGCCCGCCGGAGUGUUUUACUAAAGGGAUGUACAACGGGCGGGAGGCCACCGUCUGGUCCCUUGGCGUACUUCUGUUUCUCAUGGUCAACGGGAAGCUGCCCUACAGGGACGUGCACAGAAUCCGCAGAGGACACAGGCUGCGCUUUAAAACAGGCGUUUCUAAAGAAUGCAGGCAUCUGAUUCACUUGUGCCUGAGACGAAAUGCUAAAGCUAGGCCAACGCUCGAGGAAAUCCUUCAAAAUGAUUGGCUGUUGAACAGGGACUUAUGUCCACACAGCUAAGUGACCUGGAUAUUUGUUUACCACUCUUUGGACUGAUCUCACCGACUAAGUCUUCCGCCUUUCCCUCUCCGGUACCGUCGCCUAGUUCUACAGUCCUCGUCCGUGUCUGACCCCUGCCUGUCCUCGACCACGUUCUUGCCUCACCCCACCGGUACCUUAGCCUGCUGUGUAUGACCCUGCCUGACCACUACGAUUCCUGCUUGACCCCUACGA
Messenger RNA from Esox lucius (northern pike), 1494 nucleotides. RefSeq names its product serine/threonine-protein kinase pim-3. Gene Ontology annotation, molecular function: protein serine/threonine kinase activity; ATP binding. Bases 1 to 1281 code for a protein of 426 amino acids. Lineage: Eukaryota; Metazoa; Chordata; Actinopteri; Esociformes; Esocidae. The transcript has 7 exons. The record is from RefSeq and is a predicted model, not a curated record. Gene Ontology annotation, biological process: negative regulation of apoptotic process; regulation of mitotic cell cycle; protein autophosphorylation. Gene Ontology annotation, cellular component: cytoplasm.